Molecule: messenger RNA, 6929 nt
Organism: Homalodisca vitripennis (glassy-winged sharpshooter)
Lineage: Eukaryota; Metazoa; Arthropoda; Insecta; Hemiptera; Cicadellidae
Gene: loco
Product: regulator of G-protein signaling loco
Exons: 13
Coding region: 522-4217 (1231 amino acids)
Biological process (GO): signal transduction
Molecular function (GO): protein binding; GTPase activator activity
Source: RefSeq, a predicted model, not a curated record
GCACUCAGGAAUGUUCGUUGUCAAAUUAGUGCCUAUGCCUCGGGGGAUAUGUAUAAUUUUGUAUAGUUUUGUGGCUUACAAUAAUUGAUUUCUAAUUACUUAUUUUUGAAAUUGUGUAAGAUAAGUGCUAAAUAAAAUUACGUAAUUUCUUUAUACAACAGCUCAAUAAUAGUAGAAAAUGCAGUGAUGUGGAUGUGAGCAAACCAGGUUAUGUGAUGUGAGAAAAACAUCAACGCAAUAUUAACUUUCUUUUAAUAUUAAAUGUCAUAUUUAUAUUAUAAAAAUAUAAUAUUUUGUUUAGAAAGUUAUGUAGUAUUUUUUUCUGAAAUGGCUUAAUUAUUUAAUUGAUUUAAACCUGCAAAGUAGCCCAUAAGCUACUGUCAAAUUUUAUUCUUGUAGCUUAUGAAAUUUUACUCAACUCAGAAAGAGAAUAGGAUCAGUGUAAGAGCUUUGUUUUUUAAUCCUGAAUAGCUUAAACAUAUUGCAUGUGAGAUGAUCUUGAUCUAUUUCUUGAAAUAAAUAUGCACCCAAUCCGAAGACGUAAAAAGCGUCCUAACUAUGGAGUGAGAACAGUUGAAUUGAGUAGAGGUAAAAAUGGUUUUGGUUUUACAAUAUCUGGACAGCAGCCAUGUAUUUUGAGUUGUAUUGUAGCUGGAAGCCCAGCUGAAAACGCUGGUCUAAGAGCAGGUGAUUAUUUAGUAGCAGUUGAAGGGCAAAGUGUAAGUAAAGUUCCACAUGAUGAUGUAGUUCGCCUAAUUGGAGCUUCCACUGGAGUAUUAAAACUACAAAUUGCAGAAAAUUACUACUCUGAUAGUUCAGAUGAUGACGUAGUCGUGACAGCUAGACAAAAACCAAAGUAUCCACACAAACCAAGAAACAACGCUCAUAAUGCACGGUCUGCUGCUGUCACGCAACAAAGUAGAGCAGCUAAGGUUGUCCGGGACUUGCGUACUGGAGCAAUGUUUGAAGAGCAAGUUGUAGUACCUGUGGAAUCAAAAGCACCAAUUUCUCCACUUAGAAGCAUCAAGUUGCUACCAGAUUUGAAUUUGCAUCAGUGGAAACCUCCUUGUCACUUGUCUGCACCAUUAGCCAGAAUUAUCUUACCCAGCACCUCAAAUGAUCUUGCCAAUCAACGAGAACCAGUUGCUGAAGAACCAAUAUACCAAGCAAUUAUUGGUUAUUUGGGAACAAUUGAGAUGCCCAGGAAACUGCCCCCGGGAUCAAGACUUCAGAUUGUCCGAGGCUGUAUAAAGCGACUGAGACUUGAGAAACGAAGUCACACAGCAGUGCUAAUGUCAGUGUUCAACCAAAGUCUGAAGCUUACUAAUAGCUCAGGGCAGACAUUGGCAGUGUACCCUGCAGAUCGAGUAACAUUUUGUGGUGCGAGUUCUGACGAGGACCGAAGACACUUCGGCAUAGUGACUACUUCGGCAGACGAAGAUCCUUCCAACUCGUGUCAUGUGUUUGCAGUUGACCCUCGACCUCAUGCAGAACAUCUACAGAGAGCUCAGACUUUUAAAGUGGAGUGUAAUCUGGAACCAUCGACUGGAUACUGCAGAGAAUUCCCCCAGAAUUGUGACCCUAUAAUUACUCCUAUUAAAGUGUUUUACGAGUCAGGAAUGAGACAAAACGAUAUCGAUGAGCCUGUGAUGGCUAAUUCCCCUCAGCCCAGUAAUGAUAGCACUACAACAACGAGUAACAGUGAUUCAGGAAUAGGUUUUCGUGACGAUUGUGGCAACCAGUCAGACCGGAUUUUAGUGGUAGACGUGCAAAACCAAAGGCUUCACAUACAACAGAUAGAUGAAUCGGAUCAACCUACCCACAGAGUAAGUACGGUUCAGUGUACUCAAAGACUAACAGUGCGGGCCAUGCCUGACCCCGUUGUGGCGAGUAGUAAUCGUAGUCAAUCUCCACUAAGUACUAGCUCGGACAGUCCGGGAGCGAUGAAUGAGAAUAUGAGUGUAAGCAGUGGUGCAACAAAAAGUCCCGAUGUGACUAUGUUACCAUUUGAUGGGAACAAAAACUCCUCUGUUACAGAAAAAACAAAUAUGGUGUUUAAUGGAAUGGAAGUGAAUGGUAAUCGAUCAGCUGAUGACAUGAGUUUAGGAAGUGCUCGUAGUCAAGAUGCUUUAUUAAUGUCCUAUAAACUCAGUCCCAAAGUGUUCAAUGUCCCCAACAUGCAACCCCCACCCACAUCUCAUAGUCUUGAGGAUUUGAAAGUUACCGAACAAAGUCGGGAAACAAAUUCUGUCAGCUUGAAACUUAGUCAGUUUGGAAGCCUUCAAGAACUAAGAAGUUUUGUAUCAGACUGUUUUGAAAGCUCUGCUGCAGUUCAGAAUACGCAUGAAGACCCAGACCAGGGAGUAUCUUGUUGGGCAUCUUCAUUCGAGAAGCUGCUUGAAGAUCCUGAUGGCUUACAAACAUUUGCUGAGUUUCUAAAGAAAGAGUUCAGUCAUGAGAACAUCUACUUCUGGGUGGCAUGUGAGCGCUAUCGUUGGCUGGAGGGAGAGGACGCACGGCGUGAAGCUGCACACCAAAUCUUUGAAAAGCACCUGGCAGUCGGUGCUUCCGAACCUGUCAAUGUAGAUUCCCAAGCACGGCAGGUGUCAGCGGAUGAGCUUAAUCAAGCGCAGCCCACACUGUUUCUCCAGGCCCAGAAGCAGAUAUUUAACCUGAUGAAGUUUGACAGCUACCCUCGGUUUAUCAAGUCAGAACUGUACAAAGAGUGUUUACUGCGAGAGAUUUCGGGGGAGGCACUGCCCCUUCAAGGCAAGCUGGACUCUGGGUUGCAACUCCACCAGAACACUCCUCUGCACCAAACACACUCUAAGUUGAAGAAGAGCCGAAGCGACGCAGAGGAGCGGCGCCGUAAAUCCCUGUUGCCAUGGUCGAGGAAGGCCCGCUGUAAGUCACGUGACCGAUCGGAUGCCGAAUCAGUGAGCAGCAGCCGCUCUUCUUUGGCAUCAUGGGAUCUGGCGCUCGGUCCUGCGCUGUGCCGUGUAGUGCUCCCUGGCGGUGCUACUGCUGUGGUGCAGAUCUGCCCUCCUCAGACUGUCGGCCAGUUGGUGGUCAGACUGCUGGACAAGCGCGGCCUGCGAUACCCCAACUUUCAAGUCUUUAUUGGCCAUUCCAGCAAGACUGUCCCACUGGAUGAGGAUGCUGCAGUACUCGGAGGCCAGGAGGUGAGAGUGGAAGACAGGGUAGUGUUCAGGUUGGACCUGCCCAAUCGUAAGACUGUGGCUGUCAAGUCAAAACAAGGCAAGACUCUUGCCCAGGUCCUCAGGCCUAUCCUGCACAAGUACGGUUACCGGCUCGAGAUGGUCACUUUGUGUCUGAUGAGUGAGAACGAGGUGGUGGAGCCUACCGCACCUGUCACGGCAGUGGACAACCAGAGGCUUCAAGUCUUGACACGCAGUACCCCCACGGAGUGCUCACACUUAGGAUGGCGCAUGGGCGAGUGUCACAGCAAGGUCAAGUCCACUCCUACCCUGGACGAGAUCACAAAUAGAGUGUUCGAGGAGCUGCUGCAGGGCAAAUCAGACAAUCUAACACAGGCUUCAGACCAGGGCUCAGUGAGGUCUGAUGACUGGGGUUCAGAACACUCAUCUGGAAUUCUAGGCCGUUUUAUUCGGAGGGACUCCGCAUUCCUGGAGAAACAUAGAGAGGGAAGACACAAAACUAAAAAAGGUGCCAAAUAUGGUAAUGUCACUGAGGAAUCAAGAACCAAGCCCACCUUGAGCAAGCUGCCUCCACUGAUAGCAAAGUGGAAGCCCACUGUCAAACUGGAUGGCAGAUCUGAGAGCGAUGUGCUGUACGAAGGACUGAAGAGGGCCCAGAGGAGCAGGUUAGAGGACCAGCGAGGCACUGAGAUAAACUUUGAACUGCCAGACUUUUUGAAGGACAAGGAGAAUGCUCCUCAGACUGGGAAGAAAGUACGGAAGACCACUGCUAAAUUCUACCAGACAGCAGACCUGUCCCAAGGGUCCAGCCAGGAGAGUUUGAGGUUCGUGGAUCAAAGUUUCUCUACUGACGGGAUUGUGCCUACUACCGAGGCUGCUGAGGAGUACUUCCUGGGGACGGAGAGCACCCAGACGCCCCCUCCCUUGCCCCCUAAGCCCAAGCACCUUCCUCCAGCGACCUCGUGGCCUCCUCAGAUCCGACCAGGAAGGACCAGACGUGCUGUUUACCUUGACCAGCCCAGCAGCAGCUUUGUCUGACCACUGUCAAACAUAAUAGCCUGUAUAAAUUGUAUACUGUGUAAUAUAGGGUUGCUUUUAGGGAAGCAUUGUUAGGUUCAGUAAAAAUGUAGAUUGCUUGGGAGUAUACUUGACUUUAGAUAAGUUUCGAGUUAAAUACUCAACAAGUAAAUUCUGUUUUCCUUGGAACCAGAGCAUAUGUGGUUUGUGGGUUACUUUUUAUUAAUCCUCUCUUGACCCUGUUACCACAAUGCGCAGUUGGCACAUCAAUUGUGCAAUUGGACUGAAUUGAUUUGGCCGCUGAGCACAUUUUUUUACUUUAACAACUCUAGUAGACAAGAACUGUUAGAUGUCAAAAAUUGUUGUGAAACGUAAUAAACUCUAUAAUGUACUGGUAUUUAUUGUCUAAUAAACUAGUAAAUUAAAUGAAUUUUAAUUUGUCAUAAAAUUACUUAACUUACAAAUAUAAAAUGAAGCAACAAUAUACAUUUUCAUACAGUGUAUGGCUUGCACAUAAAAAAAAGUCUAUUCCUGUUGACACUGAUGACAUUGGUUUUGAUGAAAGGCAUAUCAUAGUGCAACAACAGUGAACAAAGACAAGGUUAAUGUGAAUAUAUUAUUUCAUGAGAAAUUAAAAAAAAACUUUUACUAGCAACACAAAGCAGAUUAAGCCAUUUGUUUGAGAGAGGGUUAGCGAAAGAGGCCAAGAGAGUAUCUUAGCAUCAUUACCAUUGUAAAAGUUAAAAAAUGGAAUGAGCUUAAGUAAUAUGAUGGGUUUUUUUAUAUCAAUAUUACGUCAUGCCCAGUUGUUUUGGCACUAAGAGAAAGCAGAAAUUACUUCGAAAUUGCCACUAUUGCAUAUAUAUUAGUUUUACAUUCAGUGUAAAUAUGGUUCAAAACCAUGUUCAAGUUCAACAAAUACAGUCAUGUCUUAAGUGAUAAUUACAGUAUAAACAAUGAAAAGAAUUCAAGAGUUAAUAUGUUAGUUGUUUAUCAUUCCAAGAUAUAAAUUUAUUUUUAUAUGAAAAAACGAAUGUUUUAUAUACAUAUUUACAAAAAUUAUUUAAUUCUAUAUCUGUUAUAAACUUGAACUAUUUGUUUAGUGUACAAUUUAAUGAUCCAUAGAUAUUGUCAAGGAAGUCUUAUUCUAUAUUAGAAGCUAGUAUGUUGUAUUUAUUUUGUAUUAUUUAUGUAUAACUAACAUAAUUGUUAGUUUCAAAGACUCAAUGUUUGUAAGUAAUUAUAUCUAUACAUUUUUGUUCAAAAACAGCAGCAUAAAUUAUGUGAUAUUAUGUAACAAGUGGCCUUAUGUGAUUACGUGUUCAAUUUGCCAUAACCUUAACAUCAAAAGCUAAAGUAGCGUAUUGUUGACUGAAUAUUGUAGAGUCCUAACAAUUUGAUAGAAGUAUCAAGAUUUGCUUGUAAUUCAAAUGAACUCUCAAUUUAUGUGUUCAUUGUGGCAGUUUAAGAGUUUCCACAAUUUUUGCAGCCUUUUUGUUAAAACUUAUACAAUGUAAAAGUGAUUAACGAUUAAAUAUGCUAAUUUUAGGCGAGUAUCAGUGUAGAGAAAUUGAAUGCAUUUUACCUUUUCUAUUUAGUUAGAAUGGAAGCUAUUAAUAUUUAACUAUCUUGAUUUUAAAUACAAACUUGCCAAAAGAAGAUCUUUAAUUCACACUACAUUUGUACGGAACAAAUACUAGGAACUGUUUAAUAUAAACACACUGUUGUAGUUAACUAGUCAAUUCUCUUUCAAACUGAUAAACCAAAGGAUCAUCACUUCAUCCCAUAAGCUAAUAUAAAAAAAUAAAACAAAGUUUGAGCAUAAUAUGAUUUUGGUACAUUUGCUUUUAUUGUGUAUUACAAUGUUUCUUCAAAGAUUGGAAUCCGUUCUCUUCAUCAGGUGUCAAAAAACCUUAGAUAUUCACAAACAUUUUAAAAACUAAUAAAUAUUUUUAAAUUUUACAGCAGACAUACAUGGUAUAAUAACAUGGUUGGUGCUUGCUCCAAUGACCCCUUAUUGAAUGAAUUAUCGUUUUAAAUCAAACAUUACUAAAGAUGAAUGGCCUCAAUAAAGCAAUCAUACCAUAGCUCAAAUGUUUAAAUGUUAAACAAAAACUAGAAAUUCUAUUAAAAUAUUUAAAAAUAUUUAAUUUCCAUCAGAUUAUUAUUUGUGUUCAAUUACUAAUUACAAUAAAAAACACACCUUUUUCUACUUGACUUAAUUAUUUAAGGAGUUAACACUGAAAGAUAUUUACUGAUUGCUUUCGUCUAUAUUUCCUUAUUUCUUCUGUAGUGUAUUAAAUUUAAAAAAAUGUAGAUUACAUUUUCAUUCCCCCAUUAAGAUUCUGAAAUUAUUUAUAUAUCAGUUUGAACAAUAUCAUUUUAUCUACAGUUUCAACUACAAAUGAUUAAACAGAAUUUCUGUAAUUAGCUAACCGCUAGUCUAGCUUUUAAAAAGAGUUCUGGCCAGUUGCAUUACUAGACAUUUUAUACUAUUAGAUCAAUAUGAAAACUUUUGGAUCUUUGUACCUAUGAAACACAAUGUUUUGCACAAAUAAAGAAAAAACUAGACUGUUUGUUGUUGCCAUUAACUUUAGUAGCUAAUUUGUGUGUGUAUAUUUUUGUGUUAUUUCCAUAUAAGUCUGCAGCAGUUCAAAUCAUAUUUAUACAUACCGUAACAUUUUGCUAUGUAAAUAAAAUAUUUGGAUAUUUUAAUAUAUUUUAUAAAAUUUU